AUGGCCCCAUGGUCGCAACGUCAUGCUCCACCUCAUCGCCCUCCUGUUCUCCGUCAAACAUCCGCCGACCUGAUCACCCGAGUACACACUCCUUCGCUCACUGCACCACCUGGCCAACUGGGAAGACUGCCCGACUAUGCGAUUUUGGAUAGUCCGCACCUUCAAGCCGACUCGAGCUCUUCCGAAUCCGAUUUUCACCCAAGACGCCCGCGCCGACUGACCCAUUCGCGCUCCAUGAGCCACCCGUUUCCCUCGCUGUUCUCGAGUAAGAAGAAGCGCACCGGCGCUGCCCCUGACACCGACUCAGAGGACGAUGCGCCAGUCAUGACAAAGCCGCCGGGGAAUAGUACACACAAAAGGGGAGGUACCAAUGGUGGCAGCAGGGACUUUGCUACAGGCAACUGCAUGACUUGCGGGUCACUCGUGCGUUGGCCGCGAGAGCUGAAAGUCUUCAAAUGCACCGUCUGUGUAACCAUCAACGAUAUCCAUCCCGAUACGCAAGGCACAAGAGCCAACAGCGGCCCGAAGUGGCUUCAGCGCCCCUCCCAAGACUCACCAUCACCUCAGAAACAACCGACUCCCCCAGCCGAACGAUACGACGCCAGGCCCAUUUCCCUCGAGCAGACUAAAAGACUGAUUAGACAAUGUAUCCACGCACAUCUUUUGAAGGCGCUUAGGAGGUCUUCGAGCUCUGAAGAUGAAUGCUGCGAAAAUGUCGAUAAGCAUGCGUCUUCCAGCAUUUUGAGAGAACAAAAUGGUCGACCAUGCACCGUGAGGACUACGGGUGUGCCACAACACAAGCGAGAGAAAAGCCAGGGCAACGGGUCGACAUACGUCUUUCCCGAGCAGCCAACGCUUCGCCCCGGGACCCUUCGCGUACCCCCAACGACAAGAUCCUUCUCAUCUUCAUAUCCCGAAAGGCCCUCUAUGCGGCAGCUCACGACAGAAGGCAGUGUGCCCCAGCCGACGGACCCCGCAUACUGGGAUGUUGACUAUCCGAAGAGGAUCUUCAAACCGCUAGAAGACUAUAUCACGACCUGCUUCAGCUCAUUUCAUUGCGUGAACUCGUCAUUCUUGUCUCGGCGAUCUGCCAUGCCUGCUCGAUCAGGAAGCGAGUCUACUUCCCGGCGGCCCGCUGUUGCUAAACCUGAGGCGAAGCAUGCAGAGCACUACACCGAAUCCCCCAUCUGUGACCUCGAUCCAAAGCUUUUGCUGCUCGGCGAUUUCGCUGAGAAUGGCACGUGGUGGGCCGGCAACCAAGGACCGGAUAGGGUACGCCCUAAGCGGUCGGCAUCACAACGGACCGAGGAGGUGCCUUCGUUCAUCACGCCGCGCUCACCACAGGUCGAAUGGAACGAUGUUGUAGAGUGGUACAGAUCCGUGAUCAACGCGGCUGAAUCUUGGAUGUCCAUCUAUGAAGAGUUGACUCGAGAAUCGGGGGCCGAGCCCCUUUCGGCCACAGAACUCCGAGCUUUGGAAUCCCAGCUAUUAUUCGGUCAGGACCACGCCCAUAGGACCUUGCUUAAGGCUACCGAGACACUACUCAAGCGACCUGGCCGUCCUAUGACCGACCCGGAAGACCUGAGGUACCUCCUCAUAAUUUUGGACAACCCCUUGCUCCACGGCGAGUCAAAUACUUUCCAGGGGAGGCGGAGCGUCGAUAGACGUCCGUCGCUGGCAAGCGAUGAGGCAUUGAGAGCGGAUAGACCGACCUUAAAAACAGGUCCUGUGUCUGGACAGCACUCCGUCGUCAUCAAGCGAAUUCUAGGCCUGAUCUCCAACUCGUCUAGUUCGUGUCAGAACUAUUUGACCACAUGGUUCGCUCGGUUUUCGGAACAAAGGUUCAUCAAGAUCAAGGACCUCGCGGCAGGAUUCUUGACGUAUAGACUCAUUCGCCAAAACGAAAAGAAGCACGAGGUCAAAGUGGACAUCACGGCUGGGCUGAUUCCGAGCAUGAGUGCUGGGCACUCGACAGCUUCGCUGCAUGCUGCGCUAGGUACACAGCGUGGCACCUCAAAAAAGCAAAGGGAGCAACCGAAGAAGAUGGUGUACAAUGACGACUGGCAGAUCCGGGCGGCUGCGCGGGUCCUUUCUCUAGUGUUUGCGGCAAACAAUAUGACUCACAUUCGACGGCCGGAUCAGACGUCGAGGAACAUGAGCAGCAGCACCCAUAGAGGCGGCAUCCAAGCACAUGGGCAGAUCAUCCCAACAAGUGAUUUUUACAACACUAUGAUCGACUAUACAGAUCUGGUGGCCGAGUUUGAAGCUUGGGAGUCGAAACGGGGCAGGUUCUCAUUCUGCCAGUACCCGUUUCUGCUGAGCAUAUGGGCCAAGUCGCAGAUAUUGGAGCACGACGCGCGUAGGCAACAAAUGACCAAAGCGCGAGACGCCUUCUUUGACAGCAUCAUGACGCGAAGGACUAUCACCCAAUUCCUGGUACUCGACGUUAGGCGGGAGUGCUUGGUAGACGACAGUCUGAAGGCUGUCAGUGAAGUCAUCGGAAGCGGGAGCGAAGACAUCAAGAAGGGGUUACGCAUUGUUUUCAAGGGCGAGGAGGGCCUUGAUGCAGGAGGCCUCAAAAAGGAAUGGUUUCUUCUCCUCGUUCGUGAGGUGUUCAAUCCAGAGCAUGUAGGCAUGUUUAUCUACGAUGAAGACUCCCAGUUCUGCUACUUUAAUCCCAACUCCUUUGAGACAUCUGACCAGUUCUUCCUUGUCGGCGUUGUCCUUGGUUUGGCCAUUUACAACUCCACCAUCUUGGAUGUGGCGUUGCCUCCGUUCGCCUUCCGAAAGCUGCUGGCAUCGGCCCCUACAGCCUGGGCUGGGCCAUCUGCACACCCUCGUCCAACCAUGAACUAUACCCUGGAAGAUCUCGCAGAAUACCGACCGCGACUGGCGGCCGGCCUCAGACAGCUUCUGGAGUACGACGGCAACGUCGAGACGACCUUCCAACUCGACUUCGUCGUUGAUGUUGAAAAGUACGGGACUGUGAUGCAAGUCCCGCUUUGUCCGGGAGGCGAGACAAAACCAGUCACCAACGCAAACAGGGGAGAAUACGUCGGUCUGCACGUUAGAUAUCUCCUCGAAACGGCAGUCGCUCGACAGUUCGAGCCCUUCAAGCGCGGCUUCUACACAGUUUGUGGUGGCAACGCCCUGUCGUUAUUCCGGCCCGAAGAGAUUGAGUUACUUGUUCGAGGGUCUGAUACGGCGCUUGAUGUGGAUGCCCUAAGGGGUGUGGCCGAGUACGACAAUUGGGGAACAAGAAACCCCGACGGCGUGGAACCCGUCGUGGGAUGGUUCUGGGACACCUUCAAGGAUGCUUCCCCAGACAAACAGAGAAAACUGCUCUCCUUUAUCACUGGCACUGAUAGAGUACCGGCCAUAGGCGCAGCUCUCCUCCCGAUCAAAAUCACCUGCUUGGGCGACGACGAGGAUAGAUACCCUAUCGCCCGAACUUGCUUCAACAUGCUCGCAUUGCGGCGUUAUGAGACGAGGGAGAGGCUAGAACGCAUGUUGUGGACCGCAGUACACGAAAGCGAAGGCUUUGGGUUAAAAUAA
Molecule: messenger RNA, 3555 nt
Organism: Colletotrichum graminicola M1.001
Lineage: Eukaryota; Fungi; Ascomycota; Sordariomycetes; Glomerellales; Glomerellaceae
Product: HECT-domain-containing protein
Exons: 2
Coding region: 1-3555 (1184 amino acids)
Biological process (GO): protein polyubiquitination
Molecular function (GO): ubiquitin protein ligase activity
Source: RefSeq, a predicted model, not a curated record